GUUCAUUUAACACUCGAACACCGCUUUUUUGCUCUGACACUUUUCGCCAAUACAAAUUUUGAUUGCGAAACGAAGAUAGUUAUUCAACUGUGGCUACUGAAAGAAAGGCAAUUAGGGUUAAAUUUACAUAGGAAAGCGGUUAUUUUCCUAGUUUAUCGCAACGCUUGAACGCUUCCAUUGGGGCACAGCUUCCACUUCGCGGAACGCGUGUACCUUAUCGUCGUCUAUAAAGCUAAUCUCGAAUCUAUCGAAAACUUCCAAUCGUCACUUUGUCAUCAAACUAAACAAUCAAGUAAAAAAAAGGCUCCGGCGUUUACUGAGAAACAGUUUGGCACAACUCUCCGUCCGGCAAGUUUGAGUGAGUGUUAAUUGUUCGCUUCGGGCACAUAAUUAUGGGUCAAUUGGGGCUUCGAUUUUCUGCUCGCCAAUAUUGUGUUAUUGUUGCUGUGGCUUUAGGAGCACUGGGGCACUGGCCAACGACGGAGACGGCGUGGACUGCAAAUGAAGACUUCCCGUGUGACGUCGAGUUGAUUGAACCUAUUACAAGCGCAGUUGUGCCUCAAAACCCGACAAGUACUAGGCACUUCAACACGGACUUCUUCUUUUCGUCACACUCCUAUCCAAGUUACGUGAAAGGAAAAGACCCGGUGGAGGAGUACAACCGACAUCGCUUACAUGUGGAUACCUCCUAUUUUGCAGUCAACAAACAACCUAUUCCAGAUGAAGUGAACAGGGACGAGUUACAAGAAAAUUUAAAUAAUAUUAGGCGCAAGUUUUCGAAGACGAAGUCUCAAGAAAAAAAUAAUGUGUAUGGAAAUAAAGUUAUGAGAAACACAAACAGAGAAAUGAAAGAACCUAUCAAACGGGUAGGAUGUUUUGAUCCAUCGGAUGCAGCGGGGCAGGAAAGUAAGAGUUAUCCGAGACGGUACGAAGAAUCUGAUCCGCAUGUUUUUGCCUAUGAAAGGAUGGAACCAGGGGAAGAAACUGAACAACGACGCCAAAAUAGCCUACCGGGGGAUUCGAUGUAUUUUCAAUACUUUAACUUCUAUGGUGACGGAUCCUAUAACGCUGGCUCGAAGCGUGGCAACGUUCAGCACUACAUUGAACAGCACGAGCGGGGUUCACCUGGUGCCGGGGUUUUUCAGAAACGGGUGAAAUGGGCAGACAAGAAAGGCGGCUUUGGUGAACACUACUGGGACCUGAACCAUGUCACAAAAUGAUAAAAUACUAUAAGUAAACGUAAUCUUGAGACAAAAUGGAUUAUCACAAAUAAAUUCCGAUGCGAUCUUCCAACCUGUUAUUCAUAGCGCUAGUAUCGCGUGCAUAACCCAGCGUGUUGUUUUUAAAUGCUACACACAAGUCGGCCAAGGUUCCGACGAUUAGCGAUGCUUUUAUACCGUGUACCGUUAUGACCGGCAAUACACGACACUUUUGCACACCCCCAUAAAACAGACCUUGAUGACCUUUAGAUUGCUGUGCGGUCUGCACUUCAUUUGUCAUGGUGUUGUUAACCUA
Messenger RNA from Wyeomyia smithii (pitcher-plant mosquito), 1515 nucleotides. RefSeq lists its product as uncharacterized. The record is from RefSeq and is a predicted model, not a curated record. Lineage: Eukaryota; Metazoa; Arthropoda; Insecta; Diptera; Culicidae. Bases 393 to 1220 code for a protein of 275 amino acids. The transcript is spliced from 4 exons.